Molecule: messenger RNA, 5474 nt
Organism: Frankliniella occidentalis (western flower thrips)
Lineage: Eukaryota; Metazoa; Arthropoda; Insecta; Thysanoptera; Thripidae
Exons: 11
Coding region: 210-1721 (503 amino acids)
Source: RefSeq, a predicted model, not a curated record
GCACCAUUCGGCCUCGCCUUAUUUCUCCGUUUUGAUUGUGUUGUACUUCUCCAUAAAUUUUGUUAUUGCCAAUGUCAACUCUUAAGUAUCAUGUCUACGAAAAUGCACUUAAAUAUUUUAUUGGUUGCACAAAAUCCUCUUGUUUCCAUUUUAAUCUAAAUGAUAUCAUCAGAUAUAAGCACAUCACCUUCAGAUGUGAAAAUUUUUAAAUGGACAUGCACAGGUUGAAAAAUGGAGGUGACAGAAAGGAAGGAGAUGCUGCAUCUCAAGCUUCGUCACAGCAAAAGAGAAAGAAGAAUAGCAAUAGAGUGCGGCAUUCCAAUGGAUAUCUCCAGGAAUGGAUGCAUCAGUCAAGAUCUUACAUGUCCCCUGCUCCUCCAUAUGAGCAACAAAUCAGUCAGUUUGUUGGUCCGUACUGGGAAGUGGCUGGAGCACCAAGAAUGUUUGCUGCCAUCUCGGAUCCCACUGUUUGCCGUUACUCAGUACCCACAGCACCUCCUCCACCAAUAGCUUACUCAUAUGAACCUGUCUCAUUACCAAUAUAUCAACCAGCAUAUCAACAGCCUGCUGUGCCCCCUAGCUCAAUUGGAGCAUGGCGCUCUCCCCAGCACAUGCCCAACCGUGGCAUUGUGAGACCAGAUGAUCAGAAACAUGUUGGAAGAUCCAAUGCGUCACAGUCUUCUAAACGAUCAAGUAAACUUAGCUCCUUGAGGGUUAACACCACCAGUAGUCCCCUGUCACCACGACAGAGUGCUUCUGCUCAUGAAGAGUAUUUAAGUUUGCCACCUGGUAUUGAUCAGGACUGUGAUCUGGAUGAUUCUCAUCGCCGCUUUAGUGACCCUGGCUUGGCCCGAACUGAAUCAGAAACAGUUCCAGUUAACGGCAAUGGCAAUAACAUAAAUAACAACUUGGAAGAAGAAAAUGAAAGUGGAGACUGGACGCAUGACAGUAGCAGCUCAUCCGGAGAAAGUGAUAGUUAUGAUAAUGUAGCGCUAUCAGAACAGCUCAACAUCUUAAAAGCAGAUAAUAAAAGACUUGCUCAGGAACUUCGCGACACACGUGCUGAAUUGCACAAAUUAAAGCUGCAGGCAUCAACUUGGGGAAAUCCAGUACAACAAGACUAUCAGCCAGGAAUGAUAGCAGAUUUGGUUCGAGAAAUAAGAGAUGCUGCUCAACUUAGGGAGGAAACACUUUUGUCUCGACUGAGGCUGAUGAUGGCUGAUGGUGGGGUACUUCGUCUUACUGGCUCAACAGUGGUUGAAAAGGAGAACACUACAACUACAAAAGAACCGAACAUAAACUCCCAGGAAUCUCAAUAUGCAGAUGACAAUCGAGAUUCGGAGCGGAUAGCACGCCUCGAGAGACAGUUGAGCAGCCUACAGUUACAGAAUGGCGGCGAGUCGGUGCGUCGUGAGGAACAACUGAGGCGCGAGCUGCAGGAGGCCCAGGCCGCUCGCAAGAUGGCCGAGAGCAACGUCAACAAGCUGGAGAAGCUGAUGAACAUGAUGAGGAAGAAGAUGAACGGCGUGACGGUGAGCUCGGAGCGUGACGGCGAUCGGGACGCAGAGGACCAGCCCCAGCCUCAUCAGCAACAACAUCAUCAAGGGCAGGGAAGUCCAGCGCCGAGCUCGCUCGAGUCUCUUACUUCAGCCUGCUCGUCGAACCACGGUCACCAGGCCAGCUCCGCCACCAGCCCUCCGGGUCCCGUCACCGACCUUUGACGGCGGCCUCCGGCGCAGGCCCGUGGGCAGCCGCUACCGCUGGGCCCCGCCCCCGACCCCACAUGGUGGGAGUGGUUGUGCCGGGCCCUGGCGCCCUUACGAGCCUCGCGCCCCACCCUCCUCCCCUGGCAUGACAUCUUCAGGGUGUGGGUGGUGAAAGCCACGGUGAUGUUGGUGGUGGAAGUUAUCAUUUAACAACAAGCCCAGCCAUGCGGAGCAGUGACUAGGGAUGACGAUUAGAUUUCUUAAAUUGAUAUUCCGCUGCACUUUAUUAAUUUAUUUUCCUGGAGUAUUUAUUCCUGAUAGUAGUGUGCACCCAAUUAUGGCUUCAACAAUUUUUGUCUAAUGUAUCACUGUGUACGUUAUUGAUUUGAGUGCUAAGGAUAUCAAUAACAAAAAUCUUUCAUUGGGUUGCUCCACAUUAAAUGAAGAGCUGAAGUCAAAUAUUUUACUGAACAGUUGUCAAGUGUAAUACAGAGCAUAGAAAAAUGUCCAAAAAUUGAAUACCAAUUCUGUUAAACUGGGACCACUGUCACUUUUUCACGUUUGUGAUGACUGAGAUUUCUAAGUGUUGCAUUAGCUUUAACCCCACAAGAGUAGGAAGAAAUUAUCAUCAUUCCUCUCAAUUUUUAUCUGGUCAUCAUUUUUUAAUUUCUGGAUUAUUUUCCGUCCUCUCCUGGCCUAAACAAAAGUAUGAAUGUCUGGGCCAUCAUGACUUAAGCUCUCUCAGGGUCUUUUACUUUCAUCUAUUAUUAACAAGUUCUUGUACUUUGUCUUCACUGGGAUGGGGAGACUUUUUAUAUGCCUGCCAUAUGCUGACACAUUUUUAACGUGCCUUAUAUUUUAGAAGAUUUCUUACAUCCUUUCAGUGAUAUUGGAGUUCCUCAAAGUUUUCAAGAGACUUUGUGCUGGCCACUCAAAUAAAUGGGCUGGCACACAUGACUGGCAGCGCUAAUUCUUAUAGUUCUCUAACUUGCCAUAAUUGAAAAAAUACCGUCUUGAAAAAUAAGGCCAAGAGCUUUAAAAACUUACCUUUGCUACAAUUGCAAUUUUAGUGCAUGUGGUUUAUUUUAUUAUUCUUACAUUUUUACAAGUUUUGUUUCUCCAGCCAACAAUAAGGUUGCCUAUUUCUGUGAUUUACUGUUAUUUUUUAAGGAGUAGUUCUUUGUCUUUCCUUUUUCUGUUUGCAGUUUUAAGCUCUCACCAGUUUUUGUUUCAUUAAUGAAGUUCAAUUUCUAUAAUUUUCUUGCUUUCAUAUUUUCCACAAUGUGAUCAAAGUUAGUUUUCUAUUAUUUGUUUAAUUUAACUGUAGCCAUAUCAAUGAAACAACUGUUAAAGACAAAAAUGACUUUUUACCUGUGAGCUCUACUUAUUGUAUGCGGUUUUAAAUGAUAUGCAAUUUUAUAUGUUGUAUUUUAUCAUGGUUCAAAAUGUGCAGACACAUUUCUGGUUUCAAUAUUUAUGAAAGUUUAGAUAUACAUUUGCCGCAAUCUUCUUUUACUAGAGUGUCCUGUGAUUUGAUGUAUUUAAUUCUGUAAAGAACUGAUCUGUGUUUUGGCCAUGAAAUAUCUAUUGGUUAAAUGGGCACUGAAGUACCUUUGAUCUGAUGUGUUGUGUGUGCCUUACUUUUGCCUAGUCUAGCCAUAGGUUUUUGUCUAAUAUUUAAACAUAUGCUCUUUUCAUUGCUCUUGAAGAGUACUGCACUUCCCACAGCUCAGUCAAUGGGAGUCAAUAAUUGAACGUAUAUUUAUUUAAAACCUGGUGUUAGAUCGAAGAUUCUCAAACAUCGAUUUACCACUCCAAAGGCGUUAGGCAAAUGUAUAUACAGUAUAUUUGGACGUCACGUUGGUGCUCCUGAUAUUGCUCGAGCUCCCCUGCAUAUAUAUAUAUAUAUAUUUAUACAUAUAUCAAUUUUAUUUUUAUUCUUUUGAGUGGUGUUUGAUUAGGUUGAGUUAUUUUUCCAUAUCUAUAUUGCAUAACUAUAGUUUAUUUAUAUUUUGUGUUCAAGUAAAGCUUUAUGUGUGAAUGUAUUUUGUAGCCAAAAUGUUUGAUGGCCAUUGAUAUACUAUGAAAUUUUACUCGUCUAGUUAAUGGAAGACAGGUCUGUUCUUCCUUAUGUUUUUGUUUUUUCUUGAUGGAUCUGUUCUUUGUGUUGUAAGAUCAUUUCUGAAAUGCACAAACUCCAUUCGUUUGUCAGUGUUGGCAAGAACUUGUGUAAGUACAACUAAAAGGUUAGUCGGUAGAUUAGUUUUGCUAUGGUUUGUAUUUGUCAUGACAUUGGGGCAAUAUUUGGUUGUGAAAAUAUUGGUUGCUUCUUUCUUGGUUGUAAUUAUGUACUACCCAACAGAUGCUCAUAAAAUAUAUUGUCUAAAUGGCCUUUACAAUUUGCCUUAGGGCAUUUUUAAGGAGAGGGAGACAGUAAAAACUUAGUCAAUGUAAUCAACAAGUUGUCAGAUGUAAAUCAUAUGAUAAGUGUGAUAAUUGAUUGCACUGCUGUGUGUGACAUUGCAUUACUUUUAGUCUUUUUCCACACAAUGACAAUAACCAUUUGAACCACCAUCUGAAGGUAGUAUUUUGUACCACUUGUUAAUGGAUUCCUAUUUACUAAAGCUUCACUCCAAAGAAUCUGCUUUGUGAAAGUUUGAGAACUCAUGUAUAUAUAGAUUAAAAUAAGUCUGGAAUGUAAGCUUUACCCAACAUGCAAAAUUUGAAAAACUUUUUUUAAAUUUUUGUUAAUCUCAAAGUUUUGACUCCACCAUUAUUUUUUUUUAGUGUUUUCCCACCAAAUGGUCCGAAAGUGAACACUGAAACAAAAGUAUUUUAAAAGAUUUUCAAAGUGCAUUAUAUCUAUCUAUCUGGGUUGUACAAUUGGGAAAUGUAUUCAAUGAUGAGAUCAUGGGUAGUUGGGGAUUAUUAGGAAAAGGCAGGUACAAUUGAAAUUUGAACAAUUUUUUUUAUUUUUGUGGCUUGAGACUGCUUUUAUUCUCAAAAUCACAUUUAAGUUUGCUUGUAUGAGUAUUGAAAGCGGCUCAAUAUUUUGCUUUGAAUUUGUGCACAGGAUAUAUUGAUAAUUCAGUCAAUGAACUCUCUUCUGGUUAGUAUACUAAAUUGGAUCACAACGCCUCAAUCCGGUUUUAGCAUUAGAACUAUUUGACUGAUAGUUACGGUUUUAUAUGUAUUUUAGUGCUUAUUACCUCUCAUAGAGAUGAAAGAUUUUUAUUGAAAUGUCAUCCUGUAAAUUUUCAAUCAGUUCUACGUUCUACAUCAGGAUGAUAACAUGCACAGCUUAUAAUCUGACUGUUUCAUGUUAAUUGUGGUUUGCUUACUCUGGAAAACCUGUGUAUAAGUAUUCAGUAUUUACUAAUUGCAGUAAAUACUGGAUACCUUGGCAAGGAAUAUACCUGCAGAAAAUACCUUCUCUCUUAGUUUUCAAUGGAAUUUUUGUGUGAACCUGUUAUCCAGUAAUUUCUGAAACCAUAUGUGGGUCCAUGUUGAUAUUGCUAUUUACUGCAUACAUACUGUCGGAAUACGAUAGUGGUACAGUUCAAAAGAAAUUCUGUGUACUGUAAGUAGAGGUGGGUAUAUAAAGCUGAUAACAAUUGCCAAGUAUACCAAAAAUUAUUUUCUAAAAAGAUAUUGCUUUUUCUGGAAGAAUGCAAAUAUUUUGUUUCUGCUAUGGAUUUUUAGACUUUUAAUACUUGCACUGUAUUGAAGCUUUCCUUGCAACUUAAAUAAAAUUCAACAUGCCAGUUA